Felis catus (domestic cat) is the source of this 10680-nucleotide messenger RNA. RefSeq names its product adenylate cyclase 1 (gene ADCY1). The coding region runs from base 1 to 3399 and encodes 1132 amino acids. Gene Ontology annotation, cellular component: plasma membrane. Gene Ontology annotation, biological process: adenylate cyclase-activating G protein-coupled receptor signaling pathway; intracellular signal transduction; cAMP biosynthetic process. Gene Ontology annotation, molecular function: adenylate cyclase activity. Lineage: Eukaryota; Metazoa; Chordata; Mammalia; Carnivora; Felidae. The transcript is spliced from 20 exons. The record is from RefSeq and is a predicted model, not a curated record.
AUGGCGGGGGCGCCGCGCGGCCGAGGCGGAGGCGGCGGCGGAGGCGGAGGCGGCGCGGGCGAGCCCGGGGGCGCGGAGCGGGCGGCCCGGCCGGGCGGCCGGCGCGGGCUGCGGGCGUGCGACGAGGAGUUCGCGUGCCCCGAGCUGGAGGCGCUGUUCCGCGGCUACACGCUGCGGCUGGAGCAGGCGGCUACGCUGAAGGCGCUGGCGGUGCUCAGCGGGCUGGCGGGCGCGCUGGCGCUGGCCGAGCUGCUGGGCGCGCCGGGGCCCGCGGCCGGCCUGGCCCGGGGCUCGCACCCCGCGCACUGCGUGCUCUUCCUGGCGCUGCUCGUGGUCACCAACGUGCGCUCGCUGCAGGUGCCCCAGCUGCAGCAGGUCGGCCAGCUGGCGCUGCUCUUCAGCCUCACCUUCGCGCUGCUGUGCUGCCCCUUCGCGCUCGGCCGCCCCGCGGGGACCCUCGCCGGCGCCGCUUCGGGGCCGGCGACCGCCGACCAGGGCGUGUGGCAGCUCCUGCUGGUCACCUUCGUGUCCUAUGCCCUGCUGCCCGUGCGCAGCCUGCUGGCCAUCGGCUUCGGGCUCGUGGUGGCCGCCUCGCACUUGCUGGUCACGGCCACCUUGGUACCCGCCAAGCGCCCGCGUCUCUGGAGGACGCUUGGUGCCAACGCCCUGCUCUUCCUCAGCGUGAACAUGUAUGGGGUGUUUGUGCGCAUCCUGGCUGAGCGCUCCCAGCGGAAAGCCUUCCUGCAAGCCCGGAACUGCAUCGAAGAUCGGCUGAGGCUGGAGGAUGAGAACGAGAAGCAGGAGCGGCUGCUCAUGAGCCUUCUGCCCCGGAAUGUUGCCAUGGAGAUGAAGGAGGACUUCCUGAAGCCCCCCGAGAGGAUUUUCCACAAGAUUUACAUCCAGCGGCAUGACAACGUGAGCAUCCUCUUUGCGGACAUUGUGGGCUUCACGGGCCUGGCAUCGCAGUGCACGGCACAGGAGCUGGUGAAGCUCCUCAACGAGCUGUUCGGCAAGUUUGAUGAACUGGCCACGGAGAAUCACUGUCGCCGCAUCAAGAUCCUAGGGGACUGUUACUACUGUGUGUCUGGCCUCACCCAGCCCAAGACCGACCACGCCCACUGCUGCGUGGAGAUGGGCCUGGACAUGAUCGACACCAUCACGUCUGUGGCCGAGGCCACCGAGGUGGACCUGAACAUGCGCGUGGGGCUGCACACAGGCAGGGUCCUCUGCGGGGUCCUGGGCCUGCGCAAGUGGCAGUACGACGUGUGGUCCAACGACGUGACUCUGGCCAACGUCAUGGAGGCAGCCGGCCUACCUGGGAAGGUCCACAUCACGAAGACGACCCUAGCGUGCCUGAACGGGGACUACGAGGUGGAGCCGGGUCACGGACAUGAGAGGAACAGUUUUCUGAAAGCUCACAACAUCGAGACCUUCUUUAUCGUGCCGUCACAUCGGCGGAAGAUAUUUCCAGGGCUGAUCCUCUCUGACAUAAAACCAGCCAAGAGGAUGAAGUUCAAGACCGUGUGCUACCUGCUCGUGCAGCUGAUGCACUGUCGGAAGAUGUUCAAGGCAGAGAUCCCGUUCUCUAACGUCCUGACGUGUGAGGACGACGACAAGCGGAGGGCGCUGAGAACCGCGUCGGAGAAACUGCGAAACCGCUCUUCGUUCUCCGCAAACGCCGUCUACACCACCCCGGGCACGCGCGUCAACAGGUACAUCGGCCGCCUCCUGGAAGCGCGCCAGACGGAGCUGGAGAUGGCGGACUUGGACUUCUUCACCCUCAAGUACAAGCAGGCUGAGCGGGAGCGCAAGUACCACCAGCUCCAGGACGAGUAUUUUACCAGCGCCGUCGUUCUGGCCCUCGUCCUGGCCGCCUUGUUCGGCCUCGUCUACCUGCUCAUCAUCCCACAGAACCUGGUCCUCCUGCUGCUGCUGGCCUUCUGUAUCUGCUUCCUGGUGGCCUGCGUCUUGUACCUGCACGUCACCCGGGUCCAGUGUUUUCCAGGGUGCCUGACGAUUCAGAUCCGUACCGUCUUGUGUAUCUUCGUCGUGGUCUUAAUCUACUCCGUGGCCCAAGGAUGUGUGGUGGGCUGCCUGCCCUGGUCCUGGAGCUCCACCCCCAACGGGUCCCUGGUGGUCCUGACGCCCAGCGGCCGCAACGCCGUGCUGCCUGCCGCGCCCUGUGAGUCGGCGCCCCACGCCCUGCUCUGCGGCCUUGUGGGUACCCUCCCGCUGGCUGUCUUCCUGCGGGUGUCCUCCCUGCCCAAAAUGAUCCUGCUCUUUGUGCUCACGACGUCCUACAUCCUGGUCCUGGAGCUCAGCGGCUACACCAGGGCCCCCGGGGGCGGCGUGGCGUCGGGGCGCAGUUUCGAGCCGAUCAUGGCCAUCCUGCUGUUUUCCUGCACCCUGGCCCUGCACGCCCGUCAGGUGGACGUCAAGCUGCGGCUGGACUACCUCUGGGCAGCACAGGCAGAGGAGGAGAGAGAUGACAUGGAGAGGGUGAAGUUGGACAACAAGAGGAUUCUCUUCAACCUCCUGCCGGCCCACGUGGCUCAGCACUUCCUCAUGUCCAACCCCCGCAACAUGGACCUGUACUACCAGUCCUACUCACAGGUGGGCGUCAUGUUUGCUUCCAUCCCCAACUUCGACGACUUCUACAUCGAGCUGGACGGCAACAACAUGGGGGUGGAGUGUCUGCGUCUCCUGAACGAGAUCAUCGCAGACUUCGACGAGCUCAUGGACAAAGACUUUUACAAGGACUUGGAGAAGAUCAAGACCAUCGGGAGCACCUACAUGGCCGCUGUGGGGCUGGCGCCCACCACUGGGACCAAGGCCAAGAAGGGCAUCUCCUCCCACCUGAGCACACUGGCUGACUUCGCCAUCGAGAUGUUCGACGUCCUGGAUGAAAUCAACUACCAGUCUUACAACGACUUUGUGCUCCGUGUGGGCAUCAACGUAGGCCCUGUGGUGGCCGGGGUGAUCGGGGCUCGGAGGCCGCAGUACGACAUCUGGGGGAACACAGUCAACGUGGCCAGUCGGAUGGACAGCACCGGCGUCCAGGGCAGAAUCCAGGUGACUGAGGAGGUUCACCGGCUGCUGCGCCGGGGGACCUACCGCUUCGUGUGCCGCGGGAAGGUCAGCGUCAAGGGCAAGGGUGAGAUGCUGACGUACUUCCUGGAAGGCAGGACGGAUGGAAACGGCUCCCAAGCCAGGGAGCGGAAAGUGUGUGGCUACGGGCGAGCCGGCCUCCAGGGCAGACUGGGCACGGGCCCACCCCCGGUGUCCUCCAUGGCCGGCCUCCCGGUCAGAGCCGGGAUGGGGGCUCUGCAGGGCUCAGGGCUCCCCCCCUGCCCCCACGGCCAGCACCUGCCCCCCGGAGCAGCUGGGAAGGAGGCUUAGCGGAGCCCACGCUGGCUGCCGGGGGCUCAGGGCACAAAUGUGCGGGGCGUCUGGGCCUCGGGGGCUCCAGCAGGGACCAGCCCGGCCGACAGCCGGGCCGGGUGCCAGCGGCUGGGCUGCGGAAGGGGAGCUGUCCAGGCAUGACCCGAAGCAGCCGGGCAGUGACGGGCCAGGGGCAGCCCUGCCCGCGUGGACUUGAGGCUUUCACGGGACUGUGCUCAUGCGGUCCUCUCCUCGGUGGCAGAGAAGGAGCAGCUGCCUGGGAGCGGCCGGGUCAGCGUCAGGCUCUGGGCCCUUCAGGACAUCCUGCGGGGCUGCGGGCUUCCAUUCAGCCAGAGCCGCGGAGCUGUGGCCGGCGGGCGUGAGCGCUAGUGUGCCCCUAGGCAGAUGCACCAUGAACCCUGUGUGGUGGGGCCUGUGUGGAUGGAAGCCAGGCCUUGCUCGGCAGGGCCGUGAGGGCAAGAACGUGGCCCAGAUGGCUGGGCCCUUGAUGGGCGGUUUUAGGGAGAACAGACCAGCCCCCUGUCUGGCUGCGCAGGCGGUGGGGACACCUCCUUCCAGAACGGUCUUUGCUGAGAGCCAGAGGCGGGUCUUCUGGAACUCACGGGCCCCCGAGCCAUGUCUCUGCAUCAAGACCAGCGUCCUCCCUGUUCUGCACUGUGCUGUCCCUUGACCCCUGACGGCACCGGUUCCUACAGACCCCGGCUGUUCUGGUCACCGUGCUGGUCAUCUUGGUCUCCAGUACUUACAACAUGAGCCUGCAUGGAUUUUGAAACAAGUGAACCUCACGACCCAGAGAGAGCUUCUAGGGUGGAAGAACCAGCGGCCGGACGGGGAGUCUUGGAGUGAGUUUUGGGCUUCACGUGCGGGUGUCUGGCCCCCUGCAGGGAACUGUGCGGAGGUCUGGGAGUCACCUAUGUGUGCAGGGGCAGACCGAGGAUGCCGGGAUGUGCUGCUGGGGGCACAGGGCAGCAGCCAGGGGAAAGGACGGACCAGAAAUACCCGGACGAGACAUUCGGGGGCCUCAGCUCCGACCGCAGGAGGAAGGCCGUUUUGGCACCGGAGGGGGGUCUGGGCAGACAAGUCCAUCUGGGGACCAGUCCUGACCUGCAGCUCCAGCAUGCAGUGCGGGGGACUCUGGGGGACUGAAGCCAGUGAAGGGGCCUGGGGGUUCUGCUCCCGGGGAUGUCCCCAGGCUGCUCCCGCUGGAGGCCUGCGAGGCGUGGCAUGCUCCGUGGGGGGCGACCCUGCCCAGCCGUGUUGCCGGGUGGGGGCUCUGCAGGGCAGUCCGCGCAGGUUCAGGACAGAAGUGGGUGGGUGGACAGCCUCCCUCCUGAGAACAAGCUGUUUGCUGGCCAGCAACAGCCAUCGCUACAUUGACAAGGUCUCAGUGGCCUGGCCUGCGCACCUCCCCCCCCCCCCCCCCCCGGCUGCCCACAUUUAGAGACAUGGCAUGAUUCCUUCAGGGGAACCUGAGUCACCUCAAGAGUCCUGUGAGCAUGUGGCCCAUGUGCCUGUCUGCACCCAGCUGCAGGGCUGGGGACCUGGCCCGUCUUCCACCCAGGGCAGGUUGGGGGCCGGGGAGCGGUGGAUGGCACUGUGGCCUGACCUCGUGAACGUGCUCUGUCACAAGACAGAGGGGACUUUAUAGGAAUUGAGGGUAUGGGCCUUCAGCUGAGGCAGGGUCCUGAGUUCCCCGGGUGGCCCCAGUGGGACCGCGUGUCCCCUCGAAGUGGACGUGGAGGCCGGGCGAUCAGGACGGCCCAAGCAUGAGGUUGUUGUUAAAGAUUCGGGGCCCCGGUCCUCAGCUGGCGGAGAUGGGUUGGUGGCUCCCCAGACACGCACGGCAGAUUCCAGAGGCGGGUGGACGCCCAUGGGACUCUCAGUGGCCCUCUGGCCUCGCUGGGCCCAACCCGGGGUCCACGGAACCAGGAGCAGCCGACCUCUGUGACCAACUCCAGCAGCGAGGCUCCCGCCUCCACGAGCGAGCAACUGUCGGUCACCAGCGUCUCAGCCCCGCGGCUCCCUGGGGUGCAGGAUCCGUGUGCCGCCUCAGCGGUCGCUGCGUGCCAUCUUCCUCCGUACUUGGGAUGGGACUGUAGGAUAUUGCCUUACUUGUUUUUACUCUUGUAUAGCGUUCACGGACAAACGUUAGCCUUUCGCGUGGGGUCCUCUCUGAAUUAUUUGAGAUGCUCUGUAAACAGCACAGUGUUUCACACGACACCCCUUCGCUCCCACCAAAAAUGAGAACAGCCCAUCACCGUGCGAAUGACACCCUUUACCCAGACGUGCGAUGUUCCCAAGGCCCCGCGUUUCUGCUUGGGGAAGCCACGCCCUGCUUGAGGGGCACUUUGGGGUGUCCCUUGGCGCCCCCUCUGUGUGCUGCUUACGCGCAACCUCAGUAGCCUAGAGAGCAACCCCAAACUUCCAGAUGCUUCCACGGACCAUGGGGCCGGGUGGUCCACUCCACAGGGUCUGUGUCCUGCAGGGCGGCACCCCCCACAGACCAGGUCCCCCGAGCCUGCACUUUUAUCAGACUCCAAAGCCACCAGAGCUUCCAGACACCUUCUGUCACUAGAAGCAAUAACAACUUUAACAUGUGGAACCAAGCCCGGUGCAGAGCAGACCGGUAACUCAGACACAAGCCAUGUGCACACGUGUGCCCAAGUCGAGCCAUGCUAUGGGGGGCCGACACCUCCAGGGCCCCCCCAGCCCCUCCUCCAGACCCAGCUCAGGCUCCUUCAUGGGCUUUGCUGUCGGUGCCCCGGGCACAGGGAGCAGAGGGACACAGGGAGGGCAGGCUGGGGUCUGUGCACAUCAGUGACUCCCCUUAGGCUGUCUCCGUGUGUUUCAGAGCCGGGACGCCCAUCCUCCCCACUCAGCCUGGUCGACACUCGGGCUUCGCGCUCAGACAGGACCCGGCCAGCCUUCAGAGGCACACACCCUGGGUCCCCUGUAGCUCCAUGCUGGGCCCCAUCAGCAGCCUAGACGUACCGAACCCCUGCUUUGUCCCACUCAAGAAGGAAGGGUCCGGUUGGCUUUGCCCUUCUCUGUCUCGGUCUGGUGGACCCGUCUCUAUCCCGGCAUGUAUGUGCACGUGCCCUUGUGCGCUGUGUACCUGUGACUCCCUGAGUCGGGUCCUUUUGGUCCCUCCCUGGGAGGCAGGCCCCGCCCACCGCACCCAUGCACGGCUUACCCGGCAGGUGCUCCCCCACUGCCGGGCACUGAGCGGCCCCCUGACCAGCUGGGUCACAGCUGACACAUGGAAUUCUGAAGUGUGCAGGCCUGUCGGCUGUAUGGAAAGUCACCCCCGGAAACUGACUUGACCCCGAUUUUGUAGUGGCUUCGAUUAAAAAAACAUAACAAAACAAAACAAAAACAAAAAGUCCACCUUCUUAGAAGCUGUUGAUUUUAAAAUGUUUGGUUUGGUGAAAUUAAGGGGCAGCUGUGGCCGGCUGGAAGCAGAGGGCAUGGCCCCGUCCUGGCGCCUGGACCUCCUGUCUGCCCGGCUGCGUUUGCUUUGAAAGUUCACAUGGGACGAUUGAGCCCCAACACCCUCUGAUGGGACGUGGGAAACGUGGGGUGUGGCCUGUCGUCUUGUGGCAUCUGGCGGUAGUGUUUGUCUUCACGAGUCAUAGGCUGGAGUGGGUUGAAAUCAGGUCCCAGGUCAGCUGGGGGUGGCCUGAGGACCCCCGUCCUGGAGGGCGGGGUGGGGAUGGGGUCAAGGGGCAGACGUUCAGGAAGGCUCCGUUUGGCUCAGCCUAAGGAAUAUACUCCUACCUGUGCGUUUGGCCAGGCUGGACUCCGGAGGUGUGGGGUCGGCACUGGCAGCUGGUCCCAGGAGUGUGGGCCCCUGGGUGGGGCCGGGUCCCCGAUACUGUGGCAGGUGGCAAGCAGCCAGAGGCAGGCCCUGUGCCCAGAGACCGUGGGGGCCUCGCAGCAGCAGAUGUAGCAAUGCAGAGUGCCCGUGGUGGGAGGGACAGCCUGGUGUGGCCAGCAGCACGAGGCAGGGUGCCAGCCCCAGACCCUGUGCCCUCGGGACGCUCCCAGGGACGCCCAGCUCCAGAAGCCGGCUGCUGUCUGUGCGCACUUGCAGGCCGGUCCUGUAGUGCCGGGGACACAUGUCACCUGCUUGUCCCCCUCGUGGGAGUAAACGUGAUUGCAGGGGCCACGUCUGGGGACCACAGCUCCCUAAAGGGCUUUAUGGUAACGACUCCUACAUUCAAAUUUCUUAAUUUCCCUGCAGAUGUAAUCCGUCUGUUUCCCGUUAGAUCUGUUCACACAGAUAAACUGUAACUGCUGUGCUGGAGCCAUGAUUUGCUCACAUCAGUGCGUAUGUGCGUGUAUGUGCGUGCGCAUGUGUGCAUGUAUAUGGGUGAGUGUGUGUGUGUGUGCACACGCCCGUGCACGGGUGUGAAAUGUGUGUACGUGUGUGUUCUUGCACGGAUGUGAAAUGUGCAUGUGUGUGCAAGUGCGUGUCUGCAUGUGUGUGUGUGUGUGUGUGUGUGUGUGUGUGUGUGCAUACGCGGUCUGGCAUGAGCAAAAUACAAACCGAUGGUGUGUUCCUGAGGCUAAGAUGGGGUCACAGAGAACAGACUGAGUUGGGGGGCAGCCAGCCUGCCCCCAGGCGUUUGGUGGGACUGUCCCUGUGUGUCCUGCCUUGAUUUCCCUUAGAAAUCCCAGCCCUGGGAGGCGAGGAGGGGCAGGGGCAGAGCGGCCGUGGCCCCCACACGGCGUCUCUGUGUCCGGCCGUAGACAGGAGCAGAGUCUCUUCCUGAUGUUCUUAGAACCUUCUGUCUGCCGUGUCGGUGAGGAAGCCCAGGGCCAUCGAGGCAACAAACUGCCCGUGUUCUGUUGUUGGAUGUGGUGGUUUCUGUCUUCAGCCCGUCUGGGCUCCCUGUGCACGGAGGCUGCAGAGGGGCCCGUAGGUGGGGGGCAGGAACCCUGGACGAGGAGCUGGCGGGGAGCAGGGCGCCUGCCUUUUGGCUUCACGGCUGGAGGCCAGGUCGUCGGCUGCCCGCGGCCGUGCAGACAGACGUCCACGCACAGGGCCCUCUUGGGUGACUUUGUCAGCGGUCAGCGCGCCUACCACAGGGGCGGCCACGCCCUGUGGGUGAGGUCGCUCCGGACACAACCUCGAUUCCUUUGUGCAAUCUGUGCAUUCCUCCCCACACGUCACUGGAUUCUGUAGGUUCCGCUCGGAUAACCACGGGAAGGGCCGGGGUGAAAACACGUCUGGACGUCUCCACGUGGCCACAGACGAAGGAAACAGCGCCUCUUUGGUGGCCCUGAGGGCCCCUUCCCUGAGCUGCGUGCCCCGCGGUGUCCUGAGGCACCCCGGGGCUCGGAGAGGUUAUUGACUUGAGCGGCAUCACACAGCGCAGAAUGGCAGGGCCUGUCUGUCCCGAGCCCUUGGUUUUUGUCUCCCUCCCCCCGCCCUCGGCUGACGCUGCUGGUUUGGAUGGAGCUCCCGGCUGGUCCGCACCCGGGCCGGCUCUGAGUGGUGUGUGGCCAGCCACCCGCGGCUGUGCCCCGGGCGCGGGUCGGCCUCACCUGGCACCCUGCUCUCCCUGGCACAGCAUCUUGUGCUUUCGACCGCCGCCCCCACCAGGUUGCUCCAAGCCUGAGGAACCCUGUCUCCAUCCCUUUCUGUCCUAAAUCUGUGUGCUGCCCACCUGUCCUAGCCUGAGCAAACCGCGGAGGGGCGGGGGGACAGCUGCCCAAGUCUUCCUGCGAGGCCUCUCUGGUGUCAGACAGGCAGACAGGGGCCCCCAGAAACCCCCAGACCACACACACGCCUCCCCACGUACAUGCAGCCAAGUGGCCCCCAAGUCCUGGUCAGAAGGCGUGUGAGCCCUGGAAGGCCGUGUCUGCCAUGUCCCUGCUGAUGGCACAGCCACCCAGUGCCUCACGCUCCUGGCCCGCUGUGGGCGGGCAGGGUCCCUCCUGCAGGUCGGAGGACAGCCAAGGGCAGGCUUCUCCGGGUGGGCGUGGAAGGCAAGACGGGUCGCGGAGGUGCCGGGUCCUCAGCUUCCCCGGCCCUGACCCCUUCCGCCCUAGGCAGCUCAGAGGCAAACAGUGUGCAUCACCUGCCGGGGACUGAUGUGUAAACAGAGAAGCUGUCCUAGGCCAGCCCCCCCAGACCUGGCCGACCGCUCGGGCUCACUAGUCGUGUGCAACGUGCAGGAUGGUCUGUGGGAACGGCCCCUCUGAGUGCCCCGUCUGUGUGCUCUCGCCCCCCACGGCCCAGACCAUGGGCCCACCAGCAGCCAGAACUCGAUUCUCACCUCCCACCAGCGGCCCCACCCAACCCCGGGCCCUGGACAGAAGCACACGUCUCAGGGGACUGCCGCACCCCCGCCGUGGGGAGCCUGAGGAAGUCCACUGCGUCCCUUGCACACCCUGGGGUGCCACGCCCCCGGAGCAUCCGUCCUGCGGGGCCGCGCGGUCUUGCCUUCACCCUGUACAAAUUAUGGGCUUGCAAGCCACGUGCACUCAGAAUUGCAUGCCGUGAAACCCCCACGUGUGUGAACCCACUUUUAACUUGAAAACACGCAUCACGCGCAGAGGGACGGGCCCGUCUCGGGCCAUCUGCCGGCUGGCCGCAGAGCGUCCCCGCGACACAGCGCACCCUGGGGCCCAAGUCCGGGCAGCAGCGCCUGCACCAAUGAUGCAGCGUGUCCCAGCCUGGACGCCCCUCCUCCCCGCCCCGCCCCGGCCGCACGAUUGCACACCCUCUUGCACAAGGAAGGUAACACGUGACCGCCACCACCUUAGAGUAGCUUCCGUUCUCGCCAAUGGUCAACCCAAAGCCCACCCUGGGGGGUUUCCUCACUUGCCAAGAAAGGUGGUGUGAGCCCCGCACCCUCCGCGUCCCGCCGGCUGUGGCCGUGUCCCAAUGCGGAAGGCAGAGUGGAUGGGCACGGGGACGGGCUCUCCGCCCACGAGCUCACUCGAGAACAGUUCUUCAGACACAAAACCAGGUGACGGGGUCGGAGUGACGCCGGCUCACGGUCACCGGAUAGCUUCUCUCGAUAGAUUUGUAUAAUCAAUACGGGUCUAUUUUUACGUCAGCCCCUCACUGUACCUUCCGGUCUUUUCCAAGAUGGUUCAACCGAGACAGAGAACUGAGUGGUCCUAUUUUUAUUAACAAAGAGGUGAACAGACUGAAAAGUUAACGUGAAUGUACAUUUCUUAAUUGCGACUUUUCUACUGAGUGUUUGCACUAUACUUUCUGGAAUCUUAUUUAACAAAAAUAAAGGAAAAAAUUGCUUGACUAAA